This is a messenger RNA of Haplochromis burtoni (Burton's mouthbrooder), 4394 nucleotides long. RefSeq names its product rap guanine nucleotide exchange factor 1. The record is from RefSeq and is a predicted model, not a curated record. Gene Ontology annotation, cellular component: plasma membrane. Gene Ontology annotation, molecular function: guanyl-nucleotide exchange factor activity. Gene Ontology annotation, biological process: Ras protein signal transduction; positive regulation of GTPase activity. Lineage: Eukaryota; Metazoa; Chordata; Actinopteri; Cichliformes; Cichlidae.
AGGACGAUCCAGACUAUGCCUUCCUCGACACAGAUCAGUCCUCCUCAGAGACGCUCCCCCCUCUCCCUGGUUCCUCCUGUCUCCCUCCUGCCCUGCCGGAGAAGAGGCGAUGCAGCACCACAGGUAACACAAGCUCCCAGACUCAGCCGUGCUUUGGGUUCGGUUCUGCCCCUGAGGACCAGUGUGAUGACAGCACAGGCCCAGAUGAACCUGUCUCCUCCCCUUUGUCCCCCGGCAAGACACCCCCUCCCCUCCCUGAGAAGAAACGACACAUCCACGAGUACCUUCAGUUCUGUUCGUCCUACAGCGAUCAGUCCCCCCUCAUGUUCUAUCAGAGGCCUCCAGGUUUCAGUCAGAGAUACAACAGCCGACAUCGAGAGCUGGACACCUCCUACCAGCUCUCUCACGCACAUCUGGACACACAGCUGGACGCAGACUUCACUCCCUCACCUGAGCUGUUUCCUGCUCCGAUUCUACCACCGAAGAAGAAGCAGCAGGACUCAGCUGACAGGCCGGCUGAAGAGGGCGGAGACAGUUCCCAGAGCGUCCAGCAGGGGGCGGAGCGUGACAGGCGAAGCAGCACGGAGGAGCAGGAGGAGGUGUUACUGACUGACAAGAAGAAGAUUCGCUGCAGAAUCACCAUGAAGUCUGAGGAGGAGGAGGGGCCUGAUGUAAAGGCGGCCUCACCUGAUGUCCUAUUGGUCUAUGCUACGGGGACCAGCAGCAGAGACCAGGACCUGUACCGUGACGCUUUCCUCUGCACCUACAGGAGCUUCAUCAGUCCAAACGAUGUCAUCAGCAAACUCCAGCACAGGUACAGACACCUGUGUGGCAGACGGGAACAUGCAGACCUGACAGCUGCCAAAAACACGUUCCACCUGCUGGUGGGCGUGGUGGACGAACUAUGCGCGAUAGAGCUCGACUCUGAUGUGCUUCUGCUACUGAUGGACUUGGUGUUCAGCCUUCUGAUUGGUGGAGAGCUGGGACCGGCCCACCAGCUGCACUCCAACAUCCUGUCAAAGAUGGAGAAGAGGUGGAAGCUAAUUGGCUCACCUCAGUCACUCCGUCCACUUGCUGCCAAGGGUGUGGCUGCCAGGCCGGGAACUCUGCUGGACUUCAGGAGUCAGGAUUUAGCUGAACAGCUGACUCUGCUGGAUGCUGAACUCUUCACAAAGAUUGAGCUUCCAGAGGUGUUGCUGUGGUCAAAGGAGCAGAAUGAGGAGAAGAGUCCCAACCUGACAGAGUUCACUCAACACUUCAACAACGUCUCCUUCUGGGUUCGUUCCGUCAUCAUCCUUCAGGACAAACCUCACGACAGAGAGAGGCUGCUGCUGAAGUUCCUGAAGAUCAUGAAGCACCUGAGGAAGCUCAAUAACUUUAACUCGUACCUGUCAAUCCUGUCAGCGCUGGACUCCGCCCCUCUGCGACGCCUGGACUGGCAGAAAAGCACCUCAGAGGCUCUGGAGGAGUUCAGCACCUUGAUCGACAGUUCAUCCUCUUUCAGAGCCUACAGAGCGGCUCUGGCUGAAGUAGAGCCUCCCUGUAUACCCUACCUGGGUUUGAUUCUGCAGGACUUGACUUUUGUCCACCUUGGGAAUCCCGACACUUUGAUGACAUCACAGGGUUCAAAGGUUAACUUCUCCAAACGCUGGCAGCAGUUUAACAUCCUGGACACCCUGAGGAGCUACCAGCAAGUGAGCUACUCUCUGCUGCCCGAUGAUGACAUCAUUUCCUUCUUUAACGACUUCAGCGAUCACCUGGCUGAGGAGGCGCUGUGGGAGCUCUCUCUCAAGAUCCGCCCAAAGAACACUCCUCGAGCCAAUCAGAGAUGAGCUUUGGUGAAGGCGCAGAGGGUCACGCAGCUAAUCGGCUGCACCUGUUCUGAUGCUAACAUGCUGUAACACAGAGAACUGAACCGGUGCCAAACCGGGGGGCGAGGCCCGAGAGCGUGACAUUACUGGCACAGACACAUGCAGGGUAAAACCUGCAGACAUUUUACUACCGGACCUUUGCUAUUUGCAGGCAGAGGGUUCCCUCCCUCGCUCCUGUUAACAGAAACAUAUUCAGAUUCAGGUCCGGCACCCACAGAUGGAUCAGAGACUUCCAGAUUUUGCUGAAGGAAGAAAAACUGCAUCCAAACAUCCAUGAAACAUCACUGCUGACCUGCCAGUCAACUCACCUGCCCUUACCUGAUGGUGGAAACCUCACCUCAGCACCGUGUCUUCAAGGCCACAAAAAUUAGUUAAUCAUUAAAGCUGAUCCCACCUGACCAUCUCGGGAAUUCCAGUGGAAAGAUUCCCUGCUUAGUAGGAAUGAUGCAAAAUUUCAGCUCCUUUUAAGGGACGAGGGUCCGAAUGUUUUAGAUGUUUUUCUAGCACCGUUUUCUGAUCUGUAUUUAAACACAUCACGCUCGGUCCUUCAGGUGUCCGAGAGUAACUGUGGGUCUGUGGGUCUGGACUCUGAGGGUGUCUGUGGGUCUGGACUCUGAGGGUGACUGUGGGUCUGUGGGUCUGGACUCUGAGGGUGACUGUGGGUCUACUCUGUGUCCUCUACUUUGUAAUUCAGUUUUAUUUAUAAGGAGGCUCUGGAGGUCCCCACAGAUGCACGUAAACCUGUAUCAGUUCAUCGGCCUCAGACACACACCGUGUGGUUGAACUGAAGGCUUUGUUUCUAUUGGCCACGUGAAGGUAUGUUACAGCAUGCAGGGGUCAAAGUUCAAGUCUGCGGCAUGCGCGAGUACUCCGCUGCCGUGCUUGGUGCUUUGCUCGGCGUAGCGGUAAACCGUUAUUGCGCUGCGUCCGGCCACGCUUCGAUGAACGCGUCGAGAACAACCUUCAGUAUCUUGGCACGCUGACUGGAGCAGCCAGGGAUCAAACCAUCAUCUAUGAUUAGCAGAUGACGUGCUCCACCUCCUGAGCUAUGCCACCACCAUCACGGAUGAUGAUGAAGGAGGUGAGAUCCUGUUGCUGGACUGAGGUGGAGCAUGAAGGCGAUCCAUGAACAUGUGAUGAUGGUUCAUGGUGUCUGAAGAACAUCAGCCUGCAGCUGCAUGCUGACGCGUUUGUAAAGCGUGACAGUUUCAGCUGCUUUUAGAGAAGAUUCAGUCGUGCUUUCUACAGACGUCCAGCUGCUACAGAUCACACAUCCUCCAUCAUCAUCGUCAGUCUGAGCUCACCUGAGCUCCACAUCCUCAGCAGCCAAUUUACCCUCCAACACCUGAGCAGCGAUGCUAAAACGUCCCGACCUUCAUCCCUCAAAGUGAGAGUUUAAUGUCCCACAGAGGCCAGGACACCAACCAGCCCACCUGAGUGUCAGACCACAGAGCUCUGAGGGUACAAGAUGAUUUCUCUAAACAUACAUGAAUAUGGAAAAUCACCAGCUCACACAGUAAUGAACACUGUGGGGGUGUCACAGCUGGUCACAUGAUCUGUUUCCAACUCACAGCCACGGAGACGCCGUUCAUCGUCCCACAUCAAACACACCUGUACAGGAAACAGGAAGCAUCAUACAGACACACCUGUAUGAAUAUUACACAUGACUGAUAAAUAUGUUCUUUAUUUAUUCUUUUUUUAGUUUGCCCGUGUAUAUAACCAGCAGCAGCAGUGCGUCUGUUCACUUUAAAUAACACAAUCUUAUUAUAGCGCCGACCUGCCGACCAUUCUCUGAAUGACCAACUGAUCAAUGGUGAGCUGAACGAACGCCGAUUAGAGCCACCGAUUAAUGAAACAUUCAUCUAUAAGAUGUGGUCCAGCGCUAACUUCAUGGACUGUGGAGACUUUUUGUUUACAUGUAAUUUUAACAGAAAUGAACAGUUGGCGUAUUAAACAGCUGCAUCAGAUUCUGCUCAUCAUCAGCGCCUCCACAAGACGACAAAAUACCGACGUGGGCAGGAUCGAGAAACCCUCAUUCACCUGGAAGCUGGCCCAAGAGGUCAAAGUUCACAUUUCUUCACACCGCAAUCGUUGCGACACCUCAGGUUCAUCUGAUUGACACGUGGUCGAGCAGGGGGUGGAGUCUGCAGCAGUGGCUCUCACCUCUUGGCUCAGAGAGCUGCAGGUGAGGUCGGCCGGGCGGCGGCACUGAACACUGACCGCCACAACAUCUCUGGACUGAAGGUCACCGAGGUCAAACUUUCAGAAAAAAGACUGAUGAGAUAAGUCUACAUCAAUCUGCAUGAUGAACAAAGUCACGAGAUGGAAACAACGGUGUGAUGAAAGCAUGCUCACGUGGACGCUGCGCUCUCGUCACUGAUGCUACGAACAUGGUUACUGUUUGAAUAAACGAGCUGUUUGUCAGGCUCAGGGAGGAAGACGGGAUGAAGACAUGCUGUGGAAGAGAGACAGAUCAAUAACAAGUAUGAUUCAGUGCAGAGAGGUCUGUUAGCACAUAGUGAG